GCUCUGCGUCUGAUCCACCCCCAACUAUCCAGACAAGCGCCAGCGCAUCCAACAAUUCACGGGAGCUGGAAGCCUAGAGACAACUUCAUCCACCGACCAUGCCACGACAGCACACAUAGCAACACAAUCCGCCCCUGAUAUCGCAAGCGACCACAGACAGCCUCUUCAAGAUCGAGGCCACGACCAGAACCACAGUCCCGUAGCAGAUGCCUUGGGCAGGCUCUAUGCGCUUUUCAACGAUGAAUUGGGGUCGGCAUGCAUAAAAAAGCAAUCCAUCAUUCGUGAUAUGCACACGAUUCUUCUGACUAGUAGCCGCACAAUGGCAUUUCCCCGCCAUGCACACGAAACCGACCCUGCUGUCGGGUUAUGUUCACACCACCAAACCGACAGCCGGCUUCUGCAGUUUCAACGAUUGUUUGGAAGAAAUAAAGUGGUUUUGAAUAAAAAUUCCGUUCAACGGAUAUGCGUCGCUUCGAAAUGCAAAAGCUUGGACCAAGUAUUGACGGUAGAUGAGAUAGAUUUUGCAGAAGGUCUCAUCCAGCUUCAGACUUUGACAGCAAGUACAAAGUCAGAAGAUCUGAACAAGCCCACCGUAGUGAAGACAACGUCGGCUAUGCGCUUCUUUCCCCGUCGAGCUAUGCCAACAUCGCAGCUAAAAGAGCCCCUUCUGAUGCUUGUCGCAUCUGUCCUCGAUCAGAACGGCAUAUCUAUUUCUUCGCUCUCAGUGAACACGAUACGACCGGCGGGUUCUCCGGUGUUUCAAGCAGUGCGUCGUGGCGACCUUCAAGCCUUCAGAUUGAUGCUUUCGCUAGGGGAAGCGUCCGUCAGAGAUCAUGACGAAUAUGGAGCAUCACUUCUCCUUUAUGCACAUGAUCAGCCCGAGUUGUGCAAGUUUUUAAUCGGCGCUGGAGUGGACUUCGAUCACCUCGGAUGCAUUGAUGGCAUCAUGGGUUUCCUCGGCAGGAAGAGAAGUUCCACUGCCCUGACACUUGGACGAGUAGAUCCAGAUUGUUCCCCGGACGAGAUCGAAAACAUAAACCAGUGUCGCCAUAUUCUUCUUGAAGCUGGGGCAGACCCGACCUUGCCGGACAGUCUAGGCGAUACUGUUUUCUCUCGUGUCUUAGGUUAUGUCUCAAAGGCAUCGGUUUCAACUGUCUGGAAUCCUUCCCUCACCGGAAUUUGGCUGUCCAUUUCAGACUAUGCUGUUUUCAGCAGCGCCUGUGACUAUGCCGAGCCUCACGCGAUUGCCGAGCUUAUUAGGCUUGGAGCAAACGUGCAUGCCCGAGACCAAGAAGCGCGUACGGCAUUGCAUCAUGCGUGUCGUAAUGCUCGAUUUACCAUAUGGGGAAGCAAGCGCCGCGGAACCGCUUACCUCGAAACAAUUGAGCUCUUUCUCAAGGCGAAUGUCGACAUGUAUUCUCGCGACUGUGAAGGGUUUACGGCAGCUGACUUGGCAUAUCAUUGGUGCGCAAAUGACUGGCGAACAGAAUGGCACGGAGGCUCUCCUGGCGACAUAUUCGAUGCCGCCCUGGCAAGAUGCGGGUUCGAUAUUGAGCGCUUCCGCAGAACAUCCGGGCAAGCUCGCAAAGCUCGUUAUACGGAUGAUUACCAGCGGCGUGAUUUUGAACGGCUAUGGACAGGUUUUGAGCACCUUUGCCCUUACUGGAACGACGAACCCUGGCCGGCAGACCUGGCUACCGCUGAAUUUUCUUCAAGUGAAGAAUCAGAAGACGCAUGGUGUGAGCCUGAUUCCACAUCUUCUUCGGACGAGGAGAAUAACAAUGAUGUCGAUUGGCAGCUUGACGAAGUCGCUGCGAACAGUGAUGACGAACGGGCUGUCACAGCCUCGGUGGGUGAAGGGCCAGAUUCCGCAUCGCUCUGGGCAAUGAGACCCCCAGAGCUGCCGUCAAUGCUGACAGAGCUUUUGGAGGGAGACUUGCCAUCGGACUCCGAGGUCGAAGUGAUUCGGGAGAUUAUUCCAGAGUAUCUGAUCGUCGAAGAUGCAGAAGAACUGGAGUUCAGUUUUGCAGGGCAAGCCUGAUCCUCUGUGGCCGGCAACCAUCCAGUCCUGUUUAUAUGAUCAAAUUCUAGAAGUGGAGAGAGCUCAUCACUCAGAUCAAGUGUCAUCCUCAGCCUACUCAUCGCAAUACAAAGCAC
This is a messenger RNA of Microdochium trichocladiopsis, 2157 nucleotides long. RefSeq names its product ankyrin repeat-containing domain protein. NCBI's taxonomy places the organism in Eukaryota, Fungi, Ascomycota, Sordariomycetes, Xylariales, Microdochiaceae. Gene Ontology annotation, cellular component: cytoplasm; nucleus. The record is from RefSeq and is a predicted model, not a curated record. The transcript has 5 exons. Bases 287 to 2041 code for a protein of 584 amino acids.